Aureobasidium pullulans EXF-150 is the source of this 1428-nucleotide messenger RNA. RefSeq lists its product as uncharacterized. The transcript is spliced from 3 exons. Bases 19 to 1428 code for a protein of 469 amino acids. The record is from RefSeq and is a predicted model, not a curated record. NCBI's taxonomy places the organism in Eukaryota, Fungi, Ascomycota, Dothideomycetes, Dothideales, Saccotheciaceae.
ACAGCGAUAACACUCGAGAUGUCAGCCAACUUGUUGACUCUACUGGGUAACAUCACCGUCGACUCGGGUGGUUGCCCCGACCCGUUCAUCAGUGAAUCCAGAUAUCCCUACAAAGAAGGCUAUACCGGUGGCCGCAACUGCGCAAAAAACCCCUUGGACACCACAGGCACGGGCUCCAAAUGCUGCGUCCCCUGUCCCCUGUCCUCUUAUGUAAACUCCUCCUCCUUCCCCGCCCUAGCAGACGGCGCAGCAUGGGUGAAUGUGGUCGGUUUCAUCCUCUGCGGUUUCCUACUGCUCUCCUACGCAGCACUUCCCGCCAACGCUACUAGACGAUCAUUCCUGAACAUCGCAUUGCUAGUGGGAAUCAUGAUCAUGGAGUUGGGUUUUAUCAUCCCGCUUGCCAGACGACCUGAGCAAUGUUUCGAUCCGGUGACGCCGAAUGAUAUGAAUAGUAGUAAUGCUUGCGCUGUUGGUGGUGGCAUGGCUGUGUUUGGUGGUAUGUUGACGAUUUGCUGGGAUAUCGCGCCGGGGAAGAUUUCAAUCAUCGCUGCUAAUGUUGCUGCGUGGUCGAUAUCUAUUGGGUUGACUGCUGCGGUGUUGGCGAAGGUUGGAGUCAGUUUCCGGUUUGGUGGGUAUUGCCAUGUUAAUGUUGGGUCUACUUCGACUUACUGGGGUUGGAUGAUUGGGUUUGGCGCGAUCGCUCUGCUUUUGCAACUUGCAACUUUCGUCUACUGUGCUCAGGUUUACCUCAAAGCCGCCAUGCAUGGAAGACAGCCAAACUCGGGAAGCAAUGCGGCCAAUUCUGUCAAAUCAGCAUCCAGUAAACGUCAAGCCUGGACAGCCGUUCGUCGACUCAAGCAAGUUCUCCUUCUUCAAUGGCGCUCACUGGCGAUCGUCGCUCUUGCCAUCUUCGUCAUCGCAUUCGUUUGUAUCAUUUUCAUCUUCCAAGUUGACUCGUACACGACCACCGCAUUCGCCAACCCGACAAAGGUCAUCCCUUGGAUCUUGUGCAUCCUACAACAACGCGAUACCGACAAAUGCCUACCUUUGAUCCAGAAGCUUAUCCUUCCACAAAACACGGCAGUCGCAGUCUUAUACAUUAUCGGCUUCGUCGGUGUGGAGGCGUUCUUCCUGCUGUUCAAAUUCGAGAUCAUCAGAGCGUGGAUCAGAUUGAUCAAGUCGCCGUUUGAUGGCAGAAGGAACAGCAGUACUUCGUCUCAAAAUCCGAACUGGUUGGAGAGACCGCCGAAAUUUGUCAUUGGUAGAGGAAGCAUGGUUGCUGUCGAUUCACCAAGAGGUGCUGAGACGGAGAACGCGAGUAGAAUCGUGCGGCAGGAUUCGGUGGUUAGUGACAUAGAUGAGCACGAAAUUGUCGAUUCUGAGACGCGGAGGAAACAUGAUAUGGAGAAGCAGGACCAUCAUAUUUGA